Linum trigynum is the source of this 1279-nucleotide messenger RNA. The record is from the annotation of a GenBank genome assembly. Lineage: Eukaryota; Viridiplantae; Streptophyta; Magnoliopsida; Malpighiales; Linaceae.
AGCAUAAUUAAUCUCUAACCUUCUCCCUCCUUCAUCUCCUCAUAGCCGAAAACAGAAGCAAGCAACUAACCAAUAAUGAAGAAGGUCACAAUCGUCGCCUGCUCCCACGAAUUCCCCAUCGAAAUCAGCGAUCGAGAGCCCGUCCUCGAGAUCAAGCGCAAGAUGGAGCAGCUCCUCGGCGUCCCGGCUCCGGCACAGACGCUGUCCAUCUUCGGCUGGGAGCUAAUCGACGGGCUCGACAUGGAAGACUACCCAAUCGUCACCAACGGCACCAGAAUCGACCUCACCGUCAAACCAAUGCUGCCUUGUCAUCAUCAUCCUCUCGCCGCCAGCAAGAAGAUCCCUAUCACCGUCAAGCUCCCGUCCCGCCACGUCACCACUGUCGAGGUCGACACGUCGGACACCGUCAAAAGCCUCAAGGAGAAGAUCCACGUGGUCGCGGCCCCUAGUGGUGGUGCUACUCGGAUGUCGCUCUUCUACUCAGGGGUGGAGCUGGAGGACGAUUUCCGGAACCUGAGCGAGUACGGGGUCCAUGAGUUUGCGGAGAUCGUCGUGUUUGUGAAGCCCAUGGGCCGGCCCAAGGGAGGAGGUGGAGGAGUGGGUCGGGAGGCUAGUGGUGGGCCUGGGGAUAGGGCUUUGAGGUUGGUAGUGCAGACGGCGUCGUGUUUGCUGAACGGUGCUUCGAUUCCGGUGGAGCUGGAGGAUUCGAGGACUGUGAGUGAUCUGAGGGAGCUUCUGUUGAGGAGUAAGAGCGGGCUUCCUAGGGAUGACUACAUUUUCAUACAUAGGCAGAGGAUAAUGAGGGAGAAUUGCAGCUUGAGGUGGCAUGGUGUUCAGAAUGGUGAGGUUAUUUAUGUGUUCAAAGGGACAGUUAGCCGUGGCGGGAAUUGAGAAAACAACUAAGAUAUUGAUUAUGAUUAGGUAUACUAGAUUGAAGCUUGAUAUGUUAUCUAUUGGAUUAUGAAUAAUAAAUUCCGUCUUGUGUGACUUAGAAAAUAUAUAUAUAUAUAUAUAUAGCAUUUUUACGGGUUUGUUUCGAAUAUGAUUACAUGAGGUGAUGCUCAUACUCAAAUUCUAAUAGAAUCUUUCGCUAUUUUCCUUCUCGCUAAGACGCUAAGUAACCUAUUUUUAUGACUUGAUACUCUCAACCAAUAAUCAUCUUAUAAUCACACAUUAUAUAUAACUAAUCCUACUUCCAAAUAAGACUUGGAUAAUAAAAGUACUUAGCUUCCUAAUCUACUAAUUAACAAGGCAUAGAUAAUAAAGGGGUAAAUUGCAA